Messenger RNA from Drosophila ficusphila, 859 nucleotides. Its product is annotated as brachyurin-like. Bases 1 to 813 code for a protein of 270 amino acids. NCBI's taxonomy places the organism in Eukaryota, Metazoa, Arthropoda, Insecta, Diptera, Drosophilidae. Gene Ontology annotation, molecular function: serine-type endopeptidase activity. Gene Ontology annotation, biological process: proteolysis. The record is from RefSeq and is a predicted model, not a curated record. The transcript has 2 exons.
AUGAAAGUGUUCGUGGUUCUUGUCCUGGCCUUGGCCACCGCCUCCGCCGCCGUCCUGCCCAAGGUGACCCCAGUGCACCCGAAGGAUAGGAAGGCCAGCGCCUCCUCCAUCCAGGGACGCGUCACCAACGGCAGGGAGGCCGUCGAAGGCGAGGUCCCCUACCAGGUGGGACUCAGCUUCGCCACCGAAAGUGGAAGUGGCUGGUGGUGCGGUGGCUCCCUCAUCAGCAGCGAGUGGAUUUUGACCGCUGCCCACUGCACCAGCGGAGCUUCCUCCGUGUCAGCCAUUCUUGGAGCCACCGCCCGUAUCGCUCCCCUCGUGACCGUUGUGGCGAAGAGCUCCGAGUUCUCGACCCACGCCAGCUACAACUCGAUCCUGCUGCGCAACGACAUCGCCCUAAUCAAGAUCCAAGCCGUGACCUUCUCGAGCCGCAUCAACGCGAUCGCCUUGGCGAGCAGCGACGCCGGCACCUUGGAGGGCGAGACCGGUAAGAUCUCCGGCUGGGGCCUGACCUCCGACCAAGCCACCACGGUGGCCGAUAAGCUCAUGACCGCCGAUGUUACCAUUAUCGCAAACUCGGUUUGCGCAUCCACCUAUGGCACCAUGGUCGUGACCGACAGAAACGUAUGCAUCGACACCUCCAACGCCGUGUCCACCUGCAGCGGCGACUCCGGCGGUCCGCUGGUCGUGAAGAAUGUCCUUGCGGGCGUCACCUCCUUCGGAGCGAGUGCCGGCUGCGAGCUGGGAUACCCUGCUGGCUUCACCCGUGUCACCUACUACCUCGAUUGGAUAAACGCCAUCACCAACCUCUAAGCUUUUUCAAGCCUGUAAACCAAAUAAAAGCAUUCCCGAAAAUCAA